AUGAAAAAACAUUUACUAUAUAAUAAGUUAAAUACACAACAGCUUUCAAAAAUCAAUGUUAUUGUUGGGGAUUUAUCAAAAAAUCAAUUUGGUUUAAAUAAUAAAGAAUAUAAAUUAUUAGCAAAUGAUAUCAAUUUAAUAAUUAAUUCAGGUGCAGAUAUCAAUUUAUUAGCAGAUUAUGAAUCUAUAAAACCAGUAAAUGUCAAUGGUGUUAAAGAAAUAAUAAAACUAUCACUUUCUUCUUCAAAAAUUAUAGUUCCAAUUGUCAAUUUAUCAACAUAUUCAGUUUUUAUGAAACAAGAACCAAAAGGUGAUUUUAAAGACAAUUUCGACGAACAACAAUUUGGUUUGGUUCCUUUAGAAAAUUUAAAUAUUUUACCUGGCGGAUAUAUGCAAAGUAAAGUAAUUGGUGAAUAUAUUUUAAGUAGUGCAGCAAAAUUGAAAUCAAUACCUUAUAUUAUUAUUAGAUCCCCCUCAAUAUUUAGUAACCCAACAACUGGAAUAGGUCAUAAGGCUGAUUUUGCUCAACUAUUUAUUCAAGCAUGCUCUAUAAUAGGCCACUAUCCCGAUUUGUCGAUUGGUUUUUUAGCUUCCCCAAUAACAUGGUGUGUGGAGAAUUUUAUAAAUGUUAUUCUUAAUGAAAACUCUUGGUCAACCAAUAAUAACUCUCCAAUAUCAAAACUAAAUGUGUACAAUAUCAACAGCGAAGUUAUAAAAACAGAGACCUUGGUAAAAGACUUUAGUAAAAGAAUCGACUUUAGUCAAUGGAAAAAAUUGAUUAACCAAUCGGAACAUAAAACAUGCAUAAAGCUCAGAACCUUUCAUACUUUAAAUUAUGGUCGUUACAACCUAUCCAAUGGUUAUGGUAUUUCAAAAAGAACCAAGCAACUAUUAAUAUCUCUGGGAUCCUAUGGCAAUGGUGGUAUUAUUAACUACGAGAUGAUAAAUAAUCUUUUGAACUAUAAUAAAAAAUAA
Dictyostelium purpureum is the source of this 975-nucleotide messenger RNA. RefSeq lists its product as uncharacterized. The record is from RefSeq and is a predicted model, not a curated record. The coding region runs from base 1 to 975 and encodes 324 amino acids. NCBI's taxonomy places the organism in Eukaryota, Evosea, Eumycetozoa, Dictyosteliales, Dictyosteliaceae. The transcript has a single exon.